This is a messenger RNA of Phytophthora nicotianae INRA-310, 627 nucleotides long. RefSeq lists its product as hypothetical. The record is from RefSeq and is a predicted model, not a curated record. Gene Ontology annotation, molecular function: alkylglycerone-phosphate synthase activity. Gene Ontology annotation, biological process: lipid biosynthetic process. The coding region runs from base 1 to 627 and encodes 208 amino acids. NCBI's taxonomy places the organism in Eukaryota, Oomycota, Peronosporomycetes, Peronosporales, Peronosporaceae. The transcript is spliced from 2 exons.
AUGUCGGACGCGACGCCUUCCGUGGCUCGCAUGCGCGCCAUCCUGCGCCAGAUCUCGGCUGGUGGGCAACCUGCCAGUGUCUCCCUUCCUUCUACUCCCUCCCCUCCAUUGGCACUGAGCCCCGCUACACGCUGGAACGGCUGGGGCUUCCACGACACGAAGCUCUUCGUCAACUCGAACAAAGUGAUCGAAAUCUCCGGCGCUCGCUAUGCCGAAGUGUUCGCUAAUGCGCCAGACCGCACACUGCCUUCAUUGUUGCCCUGGGCCGAGAAGCGGCUAGGACUGGACGCUGAUCGCCGCAGUGCGCCUAGUAUCACGUGUGCCGAGGAGUUGAGGCUUAGGAACCAGCUGGACGAAGGUGGAGAGACGUACAGAGCUCUCAUGCAGUUCCUACACUUGGCAAGCGAAGAGCUCGGCAUAAACACCAGCAUGACAGUUGAAGAGCGCGUGCGUCACGGCCACGGACAGACCUGUGAAGACGUGUUCAGACUGCGCCACGUGCGGGACGUCGAGAGAGUCCCUGAUGCUGUGGUGUGGCCCACGAGUCAUGAACAAGUGGAGAUUCUAGUGAACGAAGUGACGCAAAAAUACGCAGAUAAAGAGGAACCAACGUCACCAACGCGCUAG